UAAGUAAAAGAGUGUAUAACUCAUUAAACUCGCUUAAAUUCGAAAUGCCAAAAAUAAUUAAAAAUUAAAGCCAAAGAAUUUAUAACAAAACAGAAAUAAUUAAAAAAAAACUAAAAUUAAUAUUCUUAUAAUGCUAAACAAAGCGCGUGUAGUUAUUAUUUGUCUCUUAAUAAGCCAACUAACAUGUCAGGCAUUCUGCAAGACAUUGCCAGCCACAAUCAGAGACGAUGAUGGUGAUCGUAAAAGUCCCACAACAUCUUAUUACCGCCACAAUAUUUUUGGUCCCAACACGUAUGCUUUUGGCUUUGAAGUAAAUGAUAAAGUAUCUGGCAACAUACAGUUUCGUGAUGAACGUCGUUAUGCCAAUGGUACCGUGCAGGGAUCCUACGGUUAUGUACGACCCGAUGGCAGUGUCAUGGUGACACAUUUCAUGGCCGACAGUGAGUUGGGUUACUUAAGUCAAACGCAAAAUUUUGAGCCCGGUGACGAACCGAAAUGGCAAGAAAAUUGGCCUACUAAGAGACCAAAUAUCUUGAUGGAAAAGCCUUUAGAGUCCAUACAACCCACAGUCGUUUAUGAUGACAAGGAAAAAUUAAAUUUAACAUCAAUUCUGUUGCCUGUAAAACCAAUAAAAGAAGAACAUGGUAUCGAUUUAAAUCCUCCUGCAUUAGAGAAAGAAUUGGUUAACCCUGCUGUGUUAGAAGUUAUCAAUGGCGAAGCUCCUCUGCUAAUGGACACAAAGAAAAAAGACAAUUCAUUGGGAUUUGAAACCGUUCAUCAAUUUAUACCACCAGCAUUUCCGAUUGUACCAUUUCAAUUACCCGACGACGACGUUAAAAUACAUCUAAAUGGAGGUUUAAGUAAAACACCCAUUCCUGUGGUUAUGAAAACUAAUGAGACUCAUUCGGACAAUAAAUACGAUCAACAAAAACUAAAUAAUUCGGAAAAAUCUUUAAACCUACCUGAUAAUGAUGCCACAUCUAAUGAUAAAUAUGUCAAGUCUAAAGGUAAUAAUGCGGAAAAAUCUUUACCCAGCACAGCCAUUAAGUCUAGCUCAAGUAAUGAGGACAAUUUAACAAGAUCUCCUCAGGCCAAAUCGAUUUCCAUUGAUAAAAACACUGACUGGUAUGAUAAAGUCAUUAAGCAAACACGCCAAGAGUAUUUGGAAACUGUGCAAUAAAUAAUUGAAGUGUUUAAUAUGGAAAUAAAACAAAUGCAAACAAUAUAUUCAACAUUAUAAGAGUAAUAUUUGAAUGGCUCAGUAACUACUUAUAUCGAUUAACUGCAUUAAAAAUAAAAUUACAUUCUCUAAAAUUACAUAGAUAAAAUCAUAUAGAUCGGAAACUCCCCUGUCAAAGGAGUGACUCAGUUGUCAAAGUCCUAACUAGUGAGAAUAUAUUAGUAAAAAAAUAACACUCGUAUGUGUGAUUAUUUUGUGUAAUUUUUUGUUUGAGUUUUUCUUUUAGUUUCCGCUCUAUGUGUAUUUCUCUAUGGCGUAAACAUAAGUGCAGUUAAUCGAUUUGACUAGGGAGGCAUACACACAUUUAUAGAAAUUUUAGUUAUAAAGUUAUUAAAUAUUAGCUAGUUUUUCAUAAAAGGAAUUAGUUGUCAGUUUUACAUUUAAGUUGAAACGAAACCAAAAUAAACAAAAGACCUAAAUAAGACA
This is a messenger RNA of Calliphora vicina (urban bluebottle blowfly), 1666 nucleotides long. RefSeq lists its product as uncharacterized. The transcript is spliced from 3 exons. NCBI's taxonomy places the organism in Eukaryota, Metazoa, Arthropoda, Insecta, Diptera, Calliphoridae. Gene Ontology annotation, cellular component: extracellular matrix. The coding region runs from base 131 to 1180 and encodes 349 amino acids. The record is from RefSeq and is a predicted model, not a curated record.